This is a messenger RNA of Schistocerca gregaria, 5849 nucleotides long. Its product is annotated as CUGBP Elav-like family member 2. The transcript has 19 exons. Bases 1048 to 3084 code for a protein of 678 amino acids. NCBI's taxonomy places the organism in Eukaryota, Metazoa, Arthropoda, Insecta, Orthoptera, Acrididae. The record is from RefSeq and is a predicted model, not a curated record. Gene Ontology annotation, biological process: mRNA splice site recognition; regulation of alternative mRNA splicing, via spliceosome. Gene Ontology annotation, molecular function: mRNA 3'-UTR binding. Gene Ontology annotation, cellular component: ribonucleoprotein complex; nucleus; cytoplasm.
UGUGCCGCGCGUCGCGCUCCGUGUGGACAGCGCAGCGCAGCGCCUCUGUGUGUGUGUGAGAGCGGUCGCGUGCGGAACCGUCUGGGCCGCCCUGUCUGGUACCUCUCGCUCAGUGUGCCAGCCAACGAGUGCGCCGCUCGGCCAAUCGGGAGAACUCGGCUCUGCGCCGCUCCGAAUAGUAUCGUUCCGCUCUGACUCUCGGAAUGUGUUUGUGACAGUGGGCCCGAGGACAUGGACCGACACCACUGUAACUAGAAAACAACCUCUCUGUCCCACAUAUACAUACACAUACACACUGCAGUUUUGUUUCUGCCUGUCGUUUUGUCCGUGCGUGGGUUUUAUUGUGUCGAGUUUUGUAGUACUUUUUCUGUUAUGUGUCUCUGACCACCACCGCCCGCUCUUGUGUCCCCUUGUGGAAACUGACCUGUGCGCCCCAUCCCACCCCGACUCCCUCCGCACGCCCUCGUUUUCGUUUCUGUAUGUGGCGUCGCACUGUUGCGCUACCCGCUUCCAUCCCCUCCCCGUGUUGUCGCUGGCCCUGCCUGUUGUUGCCGUAGUUGCUACCACCUCCCGAGCCGGGCUCGCCGCAGGCGGUUGUGCAGCGCUAGCUGUUGUAGGUCGCCGGCGCGCGGCCAGCGUCACCGCCACCAGUAGGCAGAGCCCCAGGCGUCGCCGGAGCCGCCGACGCCGACGCCGACGCCGACGCCGUCCGGCAGCGGCUGCAGCACGCGCCCGGCGCCCGAGCGGCGAUGACCGGGCGCUCGACCGCCUGGAGGAGGGGUUGUUCCGCAGCGGACGAGCAGCAGCAGCAGCAGCAGCAGCAGGCGGGCCGAAGGCGCGUCGCGGACACCGGGGUCUGCGCCCGAAGCCGAAGCCCGAGCCGCCGAACCGGUGCCGCUGGCCAGCGCGAUAACCGCCGCGGGCAGAGAUAAGCGGCGCGGCCAGCAGCGCACCGCGGGCACUCAGCCGAGCGCGGGCAGCCAGUGCAGCCGCAGACGCACACGCACACGCACAGCACAGCACAGCACAGUCGCCACCGCGCCCCUCAUGGAGAUGCUGCAGAGCCUCAACGCGCUCGCCACCAAGCUCUCGCCGCAGACGGACAGCAACGCCAACAAGGUGGGCGGCGGCGUGGGCGGCGUGUCGGUGAGCCAGCUGCGGCAGCUGCACAACAACAACCACCCGUACAGCAAGCCGCAGCGGCUGUCGCCCCAGCCGCAGGCCCAGCCCCAGGCGUCGCCCCAGCCGCUGGCGCAGCCGCAGCCGGUCCGCGACGCCGACGCCGACGCCGACGCCGACUCGCCCCCGCAGCCGGCCACCAACGGCCACCCCAGCCCGGACCCCGCCGAAUCCGACGCCGACGCCGACGCCGACAAGGACGCAAACAUGAACAACUCGGGGAACAACACGAGCGAGCAGCCGGACCCGGACUUCAUCAAGAUGUUCGUGGGCCAGAUCCCGCGCUCCAUGGACGAGAACGACCUCCGGAAGAUGUUCGAGGAGUUCGGACGCGUCCACCAGAUCAAUGUGCUCAGGGACAAAGUUACCGGACAAAGCAAAGGUUGCUGCUUCGUGACGUUCUUCACGCGUAAGUCGGCGCUGGACGCCCAGAAUGCGCUGCAUAACAUCAAGACCCUGGCAGGGAUGCAUCACCCCAUCCAGAUGAAGCCUGCGGACAGCGAGAACAGGAACGAGCGGAAGCUGUUCGUGGGCAUGCUCUCAAAAAAGAGCUCUGAAAAUGACGUGAGGGCUAUGUUCAGCCCCUUCGGCACCAUUGAAGAAUGCACAGUUUUGCGAGACACCAAUGGUCAGAGCAAAGGCUGUGCCUUUGUUACAUACACUUCCAAACAGUGUGCCAUUAAUGCAAUCAAGGCCAUGCACCAUUCCCAAACAAUGGAGGGCUGUUCUUCACCUUUAGUAGUGAAAUUUGCUGACACGCAAAAGGAAAAAGACCAGAAACGACUCCAGCAGUUACAGGCAAGCAUGUGGAGCUUACCGACAGCUAAUCUGGGUGGUAUAAACCCUCAAUAUCUGGCCUUGCUGCAGCAGUUGCAGAAUACAACAAACUCGACAACAACAAAUGGGCAGACAGCGGGUCUGUCGGCAUUAAAUUCUGUGCAACAACAGCUCCUCCUGCAACAGCAGCUACAGGCUGCACAAAACACAACCAGUCUGCAGAGUUUAGCAGCAUUACAGAAUUCCACAGGAUUAAACUUGACAGGCUCUACAGGUACUGCAAGCACAGACAUCAAUCCAGCAAAUCUUCAGGGACUUGCAACAUUAGCUAAUUUAUCUGUAGCAAACCCCACGGUCAGUCCUAUGAGUAUGCAGAAUCUUGUAACACUUGCAGCGAUGACUGGUGGCAGUGGAACUAAUCUGCAAGUAUCACCUACAGGAUCCAGUGCAUCUGGUUUAAGUAGUCCAGCUCUCUCGAGCCUAACCAACUCGACUGCAGCACUCCUAAGGAAAGCAAGUAGUGCAGGUCUCCUAGGAAAAACAAGCAGUACAGGGUCGCUAACAGGACAAACGUCAGGUGGUAGCCCACUGAGCCCUGUUACGAGCAUGGGGCUUGGCAGCUUGACAGGGUCACCACUGAACUCGAUGGCCUCCAUCAAUGGCCUGGGUUCUGCAGCUGCGGCGCACAAUGGUACGGGGCUGGGACUGGAUGCCUUGACAUCUGCCUACUCAGGCAUCCAGCAGUACACUGGUUUUCCGGCAUUCGGCAGUGGCGGUGCCCACGGAGGUGGCUCUGGACCUGGGAGCAUAACAGGGGCUGGCAGCACUACAGGACCAGCUGGCAAGCAGAUAGAGGGGCCUGAGGGAGCAAACCUCUUCAUCUACCACUUACCACAAGAAUUCAGUGAUACUGAUCUUGCAUCCACCUUCUUGCCCUUUGGGAACAUUGUGUCAGCCAAAGUAUUCAUUGAUAAACAAACCAAUCUUUCAAAGUGUUUUGGUUUUGUGUCAUAUGACAAUCCAGUCAGCGCCCAGGCAGCAAUACAGGCGAUGAACGGUUUCCAGAUUGGCACGAAGAGACUUAAGGUGCAGUUGAAGCGCUCCAAGGAGGCAUCCAGACCAUACUAAGUGCCAGGAAGGCCUGCGCUCUGUGGUUUGCCCCUGGACCGUCCGUAACCAAAAUAGUCACAUUGUGUCGUACGGGUCCGACGACUGAGAACUGUGCCGGCCACCUGUACGUUUGUGAAUUUCUCUAUCAUUUUGUAUUUUUUUUUACUUGAAAUAACAGCAUUUUAGUAAAAUAGCAUAACAAAAUCAUAUCAGCACAAAGGAGAUAAAAUUUGUGAAGAUUGUAAUUAAAUGUCAAUGUUUCUUCUUUGAAAAUGAAAUGAUCAGAUUUGAAAUACUGUGCACUGUGUUUGCAUGUGACAAUGAAAGAGCAGAAACUGUUUUGCUGAAUACUGUAUGAAAAACUCAGAGUAAUUUUUAUAAAUUGAUGUUGAAUUCUCAAAUAAAACAAAAAAUUAAAAAAUGUCCUUUACAUAACGAAAGCAAUUUGUUAUUUUUUGAACCUGUAAGUUCUUAAGUAUGUUGUCAUUAAGUACAGUAAUAAAUGUAUCUGUGCAGAACACUGUGUAUUUGUUGUUAAAAAUAAGUUUUGUAUUAUGGUGUUAAAUAACUGUUAUGGCGGAUUGGUGUGUGUUUCAUGGAACUGGAAAUAAUUUCUUUAUAUUAUUCAUUUUAGUACUUCAGAUGGUUUACACCAAACAUAGUCUGUACUUCUUAAUUCACUCAGCUCCUGAUAUACUUAUAUAUGUGACAAAUUGCUGAGUAAAUAUUUCAAAUGACAGGACCAAGUGCGCCUCCAGACGAGGGUUAGUGCAGGAUGUGGCAGGCUGCAUCAUUUUAAUUCUUUGACUGACACAGACCUGUAAGCAUUUUAAAUCAGUGUUGUCUUUCACCUGCUGUUGUUGUCAAAUUACUGUAUUUUGUACAAUACAUGUAGUGCCACCUCCUGGAAAGGAUCCCUCACUAAAGUACCAUCUGCCAUAAAUUCACUUUUUCUGUAACCUUGCACUCCAUCUUUUUUUCUCUUAGUAUUCACUAUCUUCAAUGAAAAUGCUAGUUUUAUGUCAUUAUUGUUACCAUUUUCUGUGUACAAAAGGCACUUUUCCUAGUCUUACUUGAAUGCAAUUAAAACAAGUGAUUGUUAAAGACUUAUAGAAUAGAAAAUAAAGAGCGUGUUUAUAUUAUUAUGUUUGAAUGUUUGAUGUUUGAAGGCAGUAUAAAACAGAUCUUCUGUCUCCAGUGAAAAUUGUGUGAACUGAAUAGUACAGUGUCAGAAGGAAAAUAUCUGUAAAGUUACCAAAAGGGACACGGAUUACUUAACCAAAGAUAUGUCGUUAAUGUCUGGUUUGCCAGUUGUACUGUGACUGUUCUUAAUCCCCACCAUUGUUAUGUUAACGUUAUGAUGUAUGAAGGUGCAGCAUAGAUGUUUAAGUUGUUCAGUCUUGGCAUAUAAUUCAAUCUAAAGAAAGGCAGAAACCAUUGAUGAUGACCAUACUGUGUAUUUAUAUGUGGUAGGCUAGGCAAUGUUAUAUUAAUUAUUAAUUGUUUUCAUAGUGAAGAUGUGAUUAAUUUGAAGUAAUAUAUAUCGCCUUAAUUAUGUAUGUUAGUUGUUUACAUCUUGUUUUGUGUCAUGUUGGUAUGAUAGCAAGAUGGAAUUAUUAGUGCUAAUUUUAUUUGUUUCUUUUUGUGGGGUGUUUCUUUAUUUGUUCCAUUCAUAUUAUUGUGAAUUAAUACUUAAAGUUUGUUGUUAGUUAUAUUGUAGAAAGUGUUUAUUUGUUGUGUUCUGUUUCAUCUGGAGCAUGCUAUAAAUGUGAGGCUCUAUCCAUUGGUGUAAAAAAAAAAAAUCAUUGUUUAUGAAUAUGAAAUUUUGCUUACUGUCAUAAAUGACAAUAAUUUUGUUUCACAUCUGAGAAAAUGACUGUUAAUACUACUCCAUUGUGAUAGUCCUCUUUAAUGUUCCUUUGAAUCUGCUUCUUUGAGGGGGAAAAAAAUAAUAUUCCUGUUAAAGAUACGCCCAUUGUUGGCAUGGGCAUUGUCAGAGGCUCAUUAUUCAUAGAACAUCCAAGAAAAAAAUGUAAUUGUGGACUUUCUUUUUGUAGGGAUUCAAAAUGUUUUAUAAACAAAAAUCAGAUUAUUCGAAUGAGGUUAAUGGAGGAGAAACAUUUUUGUAAAUGUCUCCUAUUUCAUACAUCUUGUCAGUUUGCAGUGUUGUUUGUUCCUGCAGCAUAUAUUAUAUUGAGAUGACUUUUAUUCUUUAAAGGGCAUUUGUGAUAUUUGAUGAGCAAACUUUGAUGUGUUUCAAACUUAUUGGAGCAGAUUGACUGUGUUGGCUGUAAGACUAAUGUGAGAAAGAUCUUACAGUCACCUGGCACCUUCAGUAUAGUAGUACUGUAAUCUUUGUUGUGUUUUUGUUGUGUUUAAAAUAUUGUUCAUCAUAUUAUAACAGUCUCUUGGUUCUAUUAUACUGCAAACAACUGUUGUUAAAAUGGUCUACAAAAAUCUCAGGAACAAAAUGUAGUUUCCAUGGUUGUUCUGUCCAAGUGGAGUAGCACAACAGUAUGUCGUGUUCCUUGUUCGAGCCUGUUUUAUGUAAAUUAAAAAGAAGUGCUCACAAUUUGCAGCAUAAGUAUUUAUGUACAUUGAAAGAAAUGUAGACAGAAAUAUUUAGUUUUUAAAAAAAAGAUAUCCACAGCAGAAAAGGGGUAAAAAGCAGAUUUAUACUACUAUAGUCCGAUAGAAUUCAGUUAUGUGGUUAUUUAAGAAAUGACUAAUAAGUGUAUUGUAAAGGGCAGCAUGAAGAAAAUUAAAAACCUAUUUUGAAAGUA